This is a messenger RNA of Guillardia theta CCMP2712, 345 nucleotides long. RefSeq lists its product as hypothetical. NCBI's taxonomy places the organism in Eukaryota, Cryptophyceae, Pyrenomonadales, Geminigeraceae. The annotation marks the transcript as partial. The transcript has a single exon. Gene Ontology annotation, molecular function: protein binding. The record is from RefSeq and is a predicted model, not a curated record.
AUGAUCCGAGCCGUGCUCAAGGGGCAGCUCGAGAUGCUCCCGCUGCUUACCGCUGCGGGCAGCAACGUGAACGCUACCUCUCAGAACGGCACGUCUGCCCUUCACGCGGCUGUGAUGAUGGGGUUCACUCGAUGUAUCCUCCUCCUGCUGGAGAUGGGAGCCGACCUCGAGUCCAGGACGGAGGAAGGGAUGACGGUGCUGCACGUCGGAGCGAAGCAUGGGCACGUAGAGGCGUUGAAGGCUCUCAUGCAGGCUGGUGGACAACACCUCGUCUCACAGGUGGCAGCGGACGGCAAGACCUGCCUGCACUACGCCUGUGAGCACGGGCAUGUGGACGCCGUGAAG